Messenger RNA from Penicillium samsonianum, 1593 nucleotides. RefSeq names its product putative autophagy protein (Atg22). The record is from RefSeq and is a predicted model, not a curated record. Bases 1 to 1593 code for a protein of 530 amino acids. NCBI's taxonomy places the organism in Eukaryota, Fungi, Ascomycota, Eurotiomycetes, Eurotiales, Aspergillaceae. The transcript is spliced from 6 exons.
AUGGACCGGGAUCAGCACAAAGACGAUGCCCACUCCACUGUGGAGGUGGAUGGUCUUCCAAACAAGAUCGACCAGCCAACUGCACCAGAUCAAUUCGACGAGAGAUACCGCACCACCCGGAUGGAAAUCUGGGCCUAUUAUGCCUAUUACAUUGGAAAUAAUGGCUUGUCACUGUUCAACUUCGCGCCAACUGCCUUUCAAAACUUGCUCUACCAGGCAGCAGCCCCUUCCGAUGGACUACUCGACUUUAUAGGCAGACCACGCACGGUCAACAGCAUCGUGCUCCUCUCAAAUGGAAUAUCCUUCGCGAUCCAAGUCGUGGUAUUCCUGGUAAUUGGCAGUUUCGCUGAUUUCGGUUAUUGGCGACCCAACAUCUUGAUCGCGCUGUCCAUUAUUGCCUACGCCAUCGGCUUUGGCUGGUUAGGUGUCCAUACCUCGGACAAAUGGCAUGUCGCAGUCGGUCUAUAUAUGGUCGGUUUGAUCGCCUAUCAGACCACACUCACUUUCUGGACCGCUGCAUUUCCGGGAUUGGCGCGCAACUCCCUCGAAUUGAAGGAAAAGGCCGACGCAUAUGUGGCGGGGCAGAUUACUCGUGAUGAAUACGACUAUGCGGACACCAUGAUGCGCAGCAAACUGGCCAAUGUUGCUUUCUAUGUUCAGUCCGUUGCGGAAAUUUUUAUUUUGGCGAUUAUUGUGGGAAUCAUGUUCGGGUUGAAUGUCAAUGAUAGCGAGAACAAUAACAACUGGGGGCUGAGUGUGCUGAUUGCUUUCGUCUCCGGCGUGUGGUUGCUCGUCUCGAUUCCGUGGUUUGUUCUUGAGAAACGCCGUCCCGGUCAAGACCCUGGGAAACGGUCUAUUCUCAUUGCAGGCAUGUGGCAGCUGUGGCAUGCUAUGAAGCAGAUCUGGCAUUUAAAGCAGAGUCUCCUCUAUCUGAUUGGUUAUUUCUUACUUGGAGACUCUCUCAAUACCACUGUGACUGUUAUUUCAACUUUGCAGAAUAGCAUCGUUGCUUAUAAUACCCUGGAACUGACAUAUCUGCUUAUUGUUGGUAUUGCUGCACAGGCGGUUGGCAUAUACGCAUUCUGGACAAUCCAGCAGCGCUUCAAGCUCGGAACCAAAACCAUGUUCAACACCAUUGCCGUUGGAAUCAUCCUACUUGAUGGCUGGGGCAUGAUCGGUAUCUGGACCGACAAGUUCGGCUUCCACAAUGCAUGGGAAGUCUGGGUCUACCAAGCGUUUUACGGUCUUUUCAUCUGCCCCUGGUACAGCUACUCGCAAAUCAUGAUCUCAGAGGUUACACCACGCGGCCACGAGUUCCUAUUCUUUAGUCUCUUCAGCAUCAUCGGCAAGACCUCAUCUUUUAUUGGUCCCAUCGUCUCAAGUGCAAUUAUCGAUGCGAGUCCGUCGGGCAAUGUCUCGUUGCCAUUCUACUUCUUGUUUGGGUUGAGUGUUGUCAGCUUUUUGAUUCUGUUCUGGGGUGUUGAUUUAAAGAAGAGCCAGGAAGAACAGGAGAGGUUCUUGUUGGAUAAGUUGCGUCAGUUGGAUGCCAGUACGUCGUCGUCUUCUGAUAAGGGGACUUCUACAGCGGUCUGA